Cicer arietinum (chickpea) is the source of this 2624-nucleotide messenger RNA. RefSeq names its product two-component response regulator-like APRR2. Gene Ontology annotation, biological process: phosphorelay signal transduction system; positive regulation of DNA-templated transcription. Gene Ontology annotation, cellular component: nucleus. Lineage: Eukaryota; Viridiplantae; Streptophyta; Magnoliopsida; Fabales; Fabaceae. Gene Ontology annotation, molecular function: DNA-binding transcription factor activity; transcription cis-regulatory region binding. The record is from RefSeq and is a predicted model, not a curated record.
AAUGUGACUGUUCACAAGUCACACACACCCUUCAACGUCUGCACUUAAACCUCUCUUCUCCCUCCUCCUCCUCCCUUUCAUCACAUCACCCUCUUUCUCUCUCCUCAUUCUUCAAUGAAGUUAAAGUAGAAAGAACAUAAAUUUACCAACACCAUUUUGUGUGGCAUUUUCUUUUCAUACAAGCUAUUACAAACAUAACAUACCCUUCAUUCAGAAGAAGAGGAUUUGAUUUGAUGUUGGUAAGGAGUAUUGAUCUGGUACUUGUGUAGGAUGCCAAACCAGCUGCUAUGGUUUGCACUGCCAAUGAUUUACAGGGAUGGAAAGAUUUCCCAAAAGGACUUAGGGUUCUUCUCCUUGAAGGAGACACCAAUUCUGCUUCUGAAAUAGCAGCAAAGCUUGAAGCCAUGGACUAUAUUGUUUCUACCUUCUGCAAUGAGAAUGAAGCCUUGUCAGCUAUCUCCAGUAGUCCCAAAGGCUUCCAUGUUGCUGUAGUGGAGGUGAGUACAAGCUGCCCCGAUGGGGGUUUCAAAUUUCUCGAGAAUGCAAAGGACUUGCCAACCAUUAUGACUUCGAACAGUCAGUGCCUGAACACGACGAUGAAGUGCAUAGCGCUUGGCGCAGUUGAGUUCCUCACUAAACCACUCUCCGAGGACAAGCUGAAAAAUAUUUGGCAGCAUGUGGUUCACAAGGCAUUCAAUGCCGAGGCAAGUGCUCUGUCGGAAUCACUAAAACCUGUAAAAGAAUCUGUAGAGUCCAUGUUGCAGCUCCGAACAAACAACAAACUACAUGAAAAUAUAAUAUCAAUAGAUUUAGAGAAGGUGUCCAAGUUUAGUGAUAAUGAACAUGAGCAAUCUCCGGCGAGUGAUAAAUAUCCCGCUCCUUCGACCCCACAGUUAAAACAAGGAGCAAGGUUAGUGGAUGAUGGGGAUUGCCAUGAGCAGACUACUAAUUGCUCAAUAGAAAAAGAAAGUGUGGAACAUGAUGGCGAAUGUAAAUCUGUUGAAACUUCAUGUGAAAAUUUAAAUGUGGAAAGUUCUCCUCAAUCAAGGAAACUUGAGGAGACUCUGACUAAGGAGGAAGAGGGUUUUGCUAAUGAUUCCAAGGGUGUUUCACUGAAUCCACAAAAUAAAAAGUUUGGCAAUACGUCUUCAAUUAAAUCAGGUGCUCUUAACGAUUCAUGUGAGAAUAAAGCUACUCGGAAGAAGAUGAAAUUGAUAUCUAUGGAACUAGUAGACUGGACGCCUGAGCUGCACAAAAAGUUUGUGAAGGCGGUGGAACAACUAGGUAUUGAUCAAGCCAUUCCUUCUCGUAUAUUGGAGUUAAUGAAAGUUGACGGCUUGACAAGGCAUAAUGUAGCUAGCCAUCUUCAGAAAUAUAGAAUGCACAAGAGACAGAUGAUGCAUGGGGAGGAAGAUCGAAAAUGGCCAAAUCAAAGAGAUCAAAUACAUAGGAACUAUAGUUUGCAAAGACCAAUUAUGGCGUAUCCACCAUAUCAUCAUUCUAAUCACACCCUUCCUCCAGCUCCUAUAUAUCCUAUGUGGGGACAACCUGGAAGUCAAACAACUGGUGUACAGAUUUGGAGUCCUCCUCCUGGUUAUCCGCUAUGGCAGUCUACCGAAAGUUGGCAUUGGAAGCCUUAUCCACCGGGGGUGCAUGUGGAUGCAUGGGGUUCCCCAAUGUUACCACCUCCACAACCUCCUUAUUCUCCCUACACUCAAAGUAUAACCGGGUUGCACAAUGCUAAAGCAGCGGAUUAUAGAUUUGGCAUGCCGCGAAGUUCCUUUGAGCAUCAUCCAGCAGAGGAGGUGGUGGACAAGGUUGUGAAGGAGGCAAUAAGCAAGCCAUGGCUACCAUUGCCCUUAGGCCUUAAACCUCCUUCAAUGGACAGUGUAAUGUCUGAGCUCUCCAAACAAGGCAUCCCUUGCAGGAAGGGCUCUAAACGCCGCUGACGUGUACCUGUUGAACCAACUGGGUCCCAUAAAAAAGUAGCAGUUUUGAUGGUGAUUGACAACCUGGUUGGUAGACAUGCAUGGGCCAAUGCCAUGUAGACUGGACUGUUGUAAUUAUCUUCCUUGUAUCUCAAAUUUACCCUCUUGGGUUCCGACCAACCAUGUUUGGAAUUACGUUGAAUCACCGUGAUUUUGUCGAAGCUUCACAAUGUAGCUUUUGUCAGAAUCACGGUGACAAACCGUGAUGGUCAUUAGGUUAGAUUCAUUUACCGGAUAAGUUGGGACCAUUUAUUUUUCCUCUGUGGUCCCCACCCACACAGACUGCUUAUGACAUAGGAUGAUGGAUCCUAUCCAUUGCCACUUGCUAUAAAAAAACAAAAAGUGAAUCCAAAAAAAUAAAAUAAAAUUGGCAGCUGAGAACUGGACACACGCAUUUGUUGAAUUGAAGGUAUAUUGUGUGCAAAAAAGUUGCAUGUGGUUGAAAAUAGGUAGAGAUACAAACUUUUGAUGGUGAUUGUUUGUGACAAAUGAAUUAAAGUGUAAUUCUUGUGUUGUUGGAGAUGGGACCUAGUUGUUAGAGCUAUAUAAUAAUGGAAAGGGUAGGUAGGAUAAUGUUGUGAUUGUUUGUGAAUAAAUUAAUGAUGAUUAAUCAAUGAGUCCAGGCUUUGGCGGAUA